AUGCUGUGCUUCCUGGUGUUUGCCACCCUGGUCCUUUAUGGACACAGCACUCAGGACUUUCCGGAAACCAACCCCCGGGUAGUUGGAGGGACUGAGACCCAGAGGAAUGCCUGGCCCUCUCAGAUUUCCCUUCAGUACCUGUCUGGAGGUUCCUGGUAUCACACCUGUGGAGGGACCCUUAUUAGACAGAACUGGGUGAUGACAGCUGCUCACUGUGUGGACAGCCAAAUGACCUUCCGUGUGGUGGUCGGAGACCACAACCUGAGCCAGAAUGACGGCACUGAGCAGUACGUGAGUGUCCAGAGGAUCGUGGUGCACCCAUCCUGGAACAGAAAUAACGUGGCUGCCGGCUAUGACAUCGCCCUGCUGCGCCUGGCCCAGAGCGUUUCUAUCAACAACUAUGUCAGGUUGGGUGUUCUGCCCGCCGCGGGAACCAUCCUGGCUAACAACAGUCCUUGCUAUAUCACAGGCUGGGGCAGGACCAUGACCAAUGGGCAGUUGGCCCAGACCUUGCAGCAGGCUUACCUGCCCAUCGUGGACUAUGCCACCUGUUCCAGCUCUUCCUACUGGGGCUCUACUGUGAAGAACACUAUGGUGUGCGCUGGUGGAGAUGGGAUUCGCUCUGGAUGCCAGGGUGAUUCUGGGGGCCCCCUCCAUUGUUUGGUGAAUGGCCAGUAUUCUGUCCAUGGAGUGACCAGCUUUGUGUCCAGCCUGGGCUGUAAUGUCGCCAGGAAGCCCACAGUCUUCACCCGGGUGUCUGCUUAUAUCUCUUGGAUAAAUAACGUUGUUGCCUACAACUGACCAUUUUUCUGAGUCUAACAGCCAUCCCAAGUUGGCUCUUAG
Molecule: messenger RNA, 843 nt
Organism: Orycteropus afer afer
Lineage: Eukaryota; Metazoa; Chordata; Mammalia; Tubulidentata; Orycteropodidae
Gene: CELA1
Product: chymotrypsin like elastase 1
Biological process (GO): proteolysis
Molecular function (GO): serine-type endopeptidase activity
Source: RefSeq, a predicted model, not a curated record